AUGGUCCUUUCACGCAUCAUUAUCUCCGCUUUGCUCGCUUUCGGGAGCAUCACAGUCGCUCUCCCUGUUGUCCCCGGGGACGUCACUGGUACCACGCCAACACCUGGAUCAGGCGCUCCUCUUCCUCAUCUACAAGGCAGUCUCGCAGUGGGAGAUGGUGUUCCUCUUCAAGACGGUAUGAAAGGAGUUUCUUUGCUGGUGGGCGGACCGUCGUCGCCCCAUGGAAAUGCGGCUGGCAGCAGUAUUUCACGGAGACAAGGACAAGGAUCAUCUGCUGACGGACGCUCAUCCAAUGUCCCGUCACCAGAACAGCUUGGAAAUCACCUUCCAAGCUGUGAGAAUUGUCGUCUUCGAGAAUACAUCAACCGACGUGUGUAUAGAUCUAAGAUCUUUUCCUUCACCCCACGCAAUUCUCAGUUGACUUUGUAUUAUGAUAAAGGGCUGCGCCAAAAGAUGGAUAUGAUCCGAAAAUACCACGGUUUGCACGAAAACUACAAGGCAAUAGUAGACCGACUUUCUAGUAACAUGGAGAAGGCACCGGAAACGCUUGAUGAUGACGACUACCUCGAUAUAAUUAAAGAUCGCGAGGCCGUGACCACCCUUGCUUCUGUAAUCGAGCUUUAUAUGCCGCCUAACAAAGGUGAUCAGUCCUCUCCUUUGUUCCACCUACAGUACCCAAUGCUGACAGAGAUAUAA
Molecule: messenger RNA, 696 nt
Organism: Lentinula edodes (shiitake mushroom)
Lineage: Eukaryota; Fungi; Basidiomycota; Agaricomycetes; Agaricales; Omphalotaceae
Exons: 2
Coding region: 1-696 (231 amino acids)
Source: RefSeq, a predicted model, not a curated record